AUGGCCUGUAGCCCUACCGGGAUCCCUAGCCCUCAGCCCUCCAGGGCCCAUGGGAACAUCAACCUGGGGCCUUCAGCCAAUCCAAAUGCCCGACCCACAGACUUCGACUUCCUCAAAGUCAUUGGCAAAGGGAAUUAUGGAAAGGUCCUACUGGCCAAGCGCAAGUCUGACGGGAUGUUCUAUGCAGUAAAGGUGCUGCAGAAAAAGUCCAUCUUGAAGAACAAAGAGAACCACAUCAUGGCAGAGCGCAAUGUGCUGCUGAAGAACGUGCAGCACCCUUUCCUCGUGGGCCUGCGCUACUCCUUCCAGACCCCCGAGAAGCUUUACUUCGUGCUGGACUAUGUCAAUGGGGGAGAGCUCUUCUUCCACCUGCAGCGGGAGCGCAGGUUCCUGGAGCCCCGGGCCCGGUUCUAUGCUGCGGAGGUGGCCAGUGCCAUUGGCUACCUGCACUCCCUCAACAUCAUUUACAGGGACCUGAAACCAGAGAAUAUCCUUUUGGAUUGCCAGGGACAUGUGGUUCUGACAGACUUUGGGCUUUGUAAGGAAGGUGUAGAGCCUGAGGAGACCACAUCCACCUUCUGUGGUACCCCUGAGUACCUGGCUCCUGAGGUCCUUCGUAAAGAGCCUUACGAUCGAGCUGUGGACUGGUGGUGCUUGGGCGCAGUCCUCUACGAGAUGCUGCAUGGCCUGCCACCCUUCUUCAGCAGAGAUGUGGCCCAGAUGUAUGAGAACAUUCUUCACCAGCCACUACAGAUCCCUGGGGUCCAGACGGUGGCUGCCUGUGACAUCCUGCAAGGCCUUCUCCGCAAGGACCAGAGGCAGCGGCUGGGCUCCAAGGCAGACUUUCUGGAGAUAAAAAACCAUGUAUUCUUCAGUCCCAUAAAUUGGGAUGACUUAUACCACAAGAGGCUGACUCCACCCUUCAACCCUAACGUGACAGGGCCUGCUGACUUGAAACACUUUGACCCAGAGUUCACCCAGGAAGCUGUGUCCAAGUCUAUUGGCUGCAUCCCCGACACUCUGGCCAGCAGCUCCGGGUCUUCAAGUGCCUUCCUGGGAUUUUCCUAUGCACCUGAGGAUGAUGACAUCUUGGACUACUAGAAGAGAAGUAGCUGUGAAGCCACUGAGACCAUCUGGUAAUAGUAGGGUUUACCUUCAGCCAUUAGUAAGAUGCAAUGAG
This is a messenger RNA of Castor canadensis (American beaver), 1180 nucleotides long. It is a transcript of the gene Sgk2, whose product is annotated as serum/glucocorticoid regulated kinase 2. Gene Ontology annotation, biological process: protein phosphorylation. NCBI's taxonomy places the organism in Eukaryota, Metazoa, Chordata, Mammalia, Rodentia, Castoridae. The record is from RefSeq and is a predicted model, not a curated record. Gene Ontology annotation, molecular function: protein serine/threonine kinase activity; ATP binding.